This is a messenger RNA of Carya illinoinensis, 1321 nucleotides long. RefSeq names its product GATA transcription factor 5-like. Gene Ontology annotation, molecular function: sequence-specific DNA binding; zinc ion binding. The transcript has 3 exons. Gene Ontology annotation, cellular component: nucleus. Gene Ontology annotation, biological process: positive regulation of DNA-templated transcription. The record is from RefSeq and is a predicted model, not a curated record. The coding region runs from base 164 to 1138 and encodes 324 amino acids. NCBI's taxonomy places the organism in Eukaryota, Viridiplantae, Streptophyta, Magnoliopsida, Fagales, Juglandaceae.
AAAUAUUCAAAUAGCAGUGAAUUUGUGAGACACAGAGAAGUGAAGAUAAUAAACCAAUAACUCAGCACCAGUUUCGCCCACGAACCAGCCUUCUUCUCAGUGUCCCGACCAACAAACUCGUACCAUCCUUAAGUUUCCAUCUUCCUCUUCAUCCUUAUCAGAAAUGGAGCAGUGCGUGGAAGAGAGAGCAUUGAAAUCAAGUUUGCGUGGAGAGUUGCCGGAGAAAUCGACGCAGCAAGCGUUGUUGGACGACCAUUGUUUUGCUAUCGGGGUUCCCGGCGAGGAUUUCUUCGUGGACGACCUUCUGGACUUGUCUAAUGCAGAGUUUGAAGAUGGGAACGUCGUGGGACAAGAAGAGGAACAACUCGUAAAAGAUUCCCUUUCCGGCUCGUCCUCCCAGGAACAAGCCGACGAUGAUAGUUCCAAUUCCAUCCAUUUCUCUGGCACCGCUGAGUCUGAGUCUCAUCUCGCCAGCGAACUUGCCGUUCCUGAUGAUGAUUUGGCAGAGCUUGAAUGGGUUUCUCACUUUGUUGACGAUUCCCCGUCAGACUUCUCUGCUUCGUAUGUCGCCGGAAAACAGAAAGCUGAAACUCUUACUACGAACCGGUCCGAACAACCGGAGAGUAGACCGAGACCGAGUUCAACAAGACCUCCAUGUUUUUCCUCGGCGGUUCCUUCAAAAACCAGAACCAAACGGGCCAGGACCAAUAAUCGUGUUUGGACACAAGGGUCGGGGCUCCCUGAGUCACCGCCACCGUCUUCACCUUAUCUUAUCUUCACUAAUACCUACCAAAACAUGGAGCUAUUCGCGUUUGCCGAACCGCCAACGAAGAAGCAGAAGAAGAAACCCAGGGUUCUGACCGGUGGGACCCUGUUUCAGCGUAGGUGUAGCCAUUGCCAGGUGCAGAAGACCCCCCAGUGGAGAACCGGCCCGAAGGGUCCCAAAACGCUCUGUAACGCAUGCGGGGUACGGUACAAGUCUGGAAGGCUUUUCCCGGAGUACAGACCGGCAUGUAGUCCUACUUUUUCUGGCAAUGUUCACUCGAAUAGCCACCGCAAAGUGUUGGAGAUAAGGAAGAGAAAGGAGAUGAUGACUGAACCAGGAUCAGGGUUGACACAGAUGGUCCCAAGUUUUUGAUAAUUUAACCAAGAAUACAUGCAGCAGCGGAGUUAAGAGACUUGUAACAAUAUCAUAGGAAGGUUCUUAAUUAUAGCUCUUCUAUUCUUCUUUUUCUUUGGUAUUUUUUUUGAGGUUUAGACUUAGGUAGCAUUUGGAUUUUGUUCUAAUGUUUAGUUCAAUUAUUUUGAUUAUUUUUCCACA